Molecule: messenger RNA, 2147 nt
Organism: Telopea speciosissima
Lineage: Eukaryota; Viridiplantae; Streptophyta; Magnoliopsida; Proteales; Proteaceae
Exons: 10
Coding region: 333-2147 (604 amino acids)
Source: RefSeq, a predicted model, not a curated record
GCUGACACAUUGUUGCAGACUCGACUGAAUGAGUAGAUUGCUUUCUGGGAAUUUUGCAUGCCAAACAUUGGAGUUUCUAAGGAGCCUUUUGCUGGUUACUUAUAGUUUAGUUGUUUAAUCAGCUAGUUUUGUUUCUAUGUAUUUAUGUCAUUUCUGGAACUACAGCAACGGAUAUCUGCUAAUUAUUACUGUAUUGCUGAUAUGCAUAUACAGAAUAAUUUUGAUAUAUUUGGUUGAAGGAAUGGGUUUCAGGUGAUAUUUGAAUCUAUUCUCAGAAUUUAGCAUUGUAUUCUAUAGGACUUCUCUGUUUUGGGUGUACUUGGAGAUGCAAAAUGGAGACAAAACAAAAGAUGUCAGAGUUCCGAGAGAGGCUGGAUAAAACACUGGCAUCUCAGAAUCUUACGAAUGAGGAAUAUAUUAAGAAACUCGUCAAGAAACAACUUCUAUGCUCAUCACCCCAGGGCGAUAUUCAAAAUCUCACUGAGAAUCUCCUAGAGAAAAGAACCAAGGAAGUGUCAAACUUACUCAACAUGUUGAGAAGUGCUUCCCAAAAGGACAGUGCUGUGUCAACAACUCAUGAAAAACCACAUGCUGAUUGGAAGUUAAAAGAGGACAAUGAAGAAUUCCGCGUUAUGUAUCGAGAAGGACCGCAAGGCACUCCCUUUCAUAUGCUACUUGUAGAAGGCGUUGUUGAUGCACCUGUUGAUGUUUGUAUAUGUGUUUCAUGGGAGUCAUCCCUAUUUAAGAAAUGGUGGCCUCAGUUUAAUAUUCCAACUUUCAAAAUUGUCAAAUCCAAUUGUUUGCAAAAGGUUCGAAUUGGUGAACAGAUAUGUCUAGUCAGGAUGAAGUUUUCAUGGCCACUGUCAGCUAGAGAAGCUGUUGUACACUUUAUAGAGUUGGAGUUUUUUGAAGAUGAUCUUGUCAUUGUGCUUGUAAACUCGGUAUCUGAUUUACAGAGUAUUGAUAGAAGUACUCAUGGGUUUACCAAUGAGGGGAUACCUGAAGAAAAGGAUGUGGUUCGGAUAGAUGUUGUUGGAGGCUUUGCCUACCAAAAGGUGUCCUCAAAUAGAAGUUACUUUCGGACAAUAGCAACUAUGGAUAUCAAAUUGGAGUUUGUUCCUCCAGCACUAAUUAACUUCGUCUCAAGGCAGCUUAUUGGUGGUGGUUACAAGCUCUUUAAAAAGAUAGUAGCUUCUGCAGCCAAUGGUGAUGAGGAUUUCAGCAAGGCCUUGGAUGACAGACUCUAUCUUCAGAUACGGGAGGGUUUAAAUCCCGCCUAUAAACUCCAGAAGGCCCUAAAACCAGAGGCCCUUAAGAGUGAGAAUUUUACUUCUGCUGUCCCUGAAGAACAUGGAAACAGAACUCCACAGGCCAAAGAAUCAGUUAACUGUCAAGUGUCUCUCAGUGAUGACCUUGCAACUGAAGCUCCACGAGCAGAUUUUCUAGUUCCUUGUGAGACUAGUCAUGGAGAAAUAGAGGAAGAAGUGAUUGGACAAGACAAACACUUGGAGAGGAGUAGCCAAGGCAUGAAUCACUCUCCAACCAAUAAUUUUGCAGAACAGUGCCGUGUCAACAAGGGAAAGAAGGUUUAUAUCAGUCCUGAGGUGGAAAAUGCUCUAAGCAUAUUAAAUGAGGCCAUAUCUAUGGUUCGAGAGGGUGGAAUUUGUCAGCAAAGUUUGUCUCCUGGUUCCCCUGAUCAAGAGUCCACAGAUUUUGAAAGAGUUGUGGGGGCAGGCUCCACUUUUUCAGGAGCUGGAGCAGCUUCUUCAGGUGGUGGAAUCUGCAUUGAAGCACCAAAAGUGGACAACAUGAAUAGGUCACCAGAGGAAGCUGACGAUGUCUCUGGCAUAUAUAAUACCAGACCAGGUUCUCCUAUAAAAGAAGUGAACUGGAACCGGAUAAUACCAGUAUCUCCGGGACAAAAUUUCCCAAUUUCAAGCAAAUCUCAGGAGGUUCGGUGGACUUCUUCACAAAAUGUGACAACACCAGAGGAGCCUGUGUUGGAGAACAUGGCGAAUGGUAAUAAGGAGGUUGAUGUCAAUGCAAAUGGCAUCAUUGAAAGCUGGAAUGGUGAGAAAGAGAAGUUGAGGCAACAAAGAAUAAAAAAAUGGAUCUGUUGCUUACCUUUUCCCCCCAACCACGGUUGA